AGCAAGAAGCGUGCCGCACCUACAGUUGGUGCAGAUAAAAGCAACAAGAAGUCAAAGUACGCAUCGCAAAAAGUGAUCCUACCAGGCGACCAAGGCAUCUGGGCCACAUGCGACAAGGGUAGAGAAGGCAAAUGCACAGGAGAACUUCGUGAUCUUUUCAACGAGUAUGCUCAACUGCUGUACGGAGAAGAACUGGCUGCGGAAGCUGGUGCUGCUGGUUCUGAUGACGAGGGUGAUGGUGAAAUCAACAUCGAGGCCGAAAUCCAGCAAGAACUCGCAGACAUUCGCAAGCCUCAGUCAAAACCUCUGUUCUGGUCAAUCAAGCUGGACGUUCAAUGCGGUGAGUCGAUCUGCUACAAAUCUCGUUACAUCACUAAUACCGGCACUNNAGUAAUCUUUUUCAAGACCAGAGCGCCUGUCGAGCCCGUUUCGUUUGUACGAAGAAUCUGCGAAGAUGCUGCCAAACCAAAUGCGCCAAAGCGUACCAGAUUCUGCAACCGCCUUACCCCAAUGACUUUGAUGGGCAAGGCCACCGAGGAGGGUCUCGAGAAGACAGCCAAGGAGGUUCUUGCACCUCACUUUCACACAGAGCCGCGUGUGCCUACGAAGCGAAUGGAUAUCAUCCAAAAAGUUGCGUCGACCGUCGGCCCAGGACAUCAAGUUGAUCUCAAGAACUCAGAUGUCCUCAUCUUGGUCGAGAUCUACACUAGCAUCUGCGGUAUCAGUGUAGUGCCCAACGACUAUGAAGCACUGAAGCGAUACAACCUGGCUGAAAUCUUCGAGCCUUCUCCCAAAGAACAACCUAAGAAGAAGAUCGAGGCUCCCAAAGAGCAGCCCGCAGAGAACGUCAAGCCGGAGGUUGGUCAUCAAAGCGAGACUUCCGUCGUCAAAGAGGAGAUCGAGAUGCCGGCUGGCACAGAAGAGACUGAACCUCCAACGGUAGCUACAAGAGACGAGGCAGCUCAAGUC
Messenger RNA from Aureobasidium vineae, 969 nucleotides. The record is from the annotation of a GenBank genome assembly. NCBI's taxonomy places the organism in Eukaryota, Fungi, Ascomycota, Dothideomycetes, Dothideales, Saccotheciaceae.